This is a messenger RNA of Ziziphus jujuba (common jujube), 2025 nucleotides long. Its product is annotated as BAHD acyltransferase DCR. The transcript has a single exon. The record is from RefSeq and is a predicted model, not a curated record. Bases 117 to 1565 code for a protein of 482 amino acids. Lineage: Eukaryota; Viridiplantae; Streptophyta; Magnoliopsida; Rosales; Rhamnaceae.
UUCUCUAUAUAAACCCAACCGCCUCUUCUUCUUUCUCUCAGGGCUCUCUUCCUCACACACUCACUACUUACUCAGAACCCAAAAGAGAAACAAUAAAUAUAUAUAUUCAUACAAAAAUGCCUGCUUCUUCUACAAUUGUUGUUUCCAAAUGCACAAUUUUUCCCGAACAACCUUCCUCUGUCAAAUCCCUAAAACUCUCCGUUUCGGACCUCCCCAUGCUCUCUUGCCAAUACAUCCAAAAGGGUGUUUUGCUCAAUUUACCUCCUUACUCCAUAAACGACCUCGUUUCCUCACUCAAACACGCUCUUUCCUCUGCUCUAUCUCACUUCCCUGCUCUAGCUGGCCGUCUCGAAACCGACUCCCAAGGCCAUAUUUACAUUGUCUGUAACGAUGCCGGCGUGGAAUUCAUUCAAGCCAAAGCCAAACACCUUUCACUGCAUAACAUUCUUCUUCCCAACGACGACGUUCCUGAUUGUUUCAAGGAAUUCUUCGCCUUCGACCGGACUCUGAGUUAUUCCGGCCACAAUAAGCCUUUGUCUGCAGUUCAGGUUACUGAACUAGCCGACGGUGUGUUUAUUGGUUGUACCGUUAACCAUUCCGUUACGGAUGGGACUUCGUUCUGGCAUUUCUUCAAUACCUUUGCUGAGAUUUGUAAAGGUGCUAUGAAAAUCUCGAAGUCGCCGGAUUUUAGCCGCGACACCGUUUUUAACUCACCGGCCGUGCUUAAAUUCCCCCCCGGUGGACCUAAGGUUACGUUUUCCGGCGAACAGCCUCUGCGUGAGAGGAUUUUCCAUUUUACCAGAGAAGCUGUUUUGAAGAUGAAGUUCAGAGCGAAUAAUAAUACCUUGAAAGUGAUGCGUAACGGUAUUUCGGACUCGGCCGAGAUUUUCGGCAAGCAGUCCAACGACAGCUGGAAAACCGCUAACGGUUACGACGGUUCUCUGUUAAAGAAUAAUAAUAAUAAUAAUAAUAAUAAUAACAAUAACAAGCGGAUGGAGGAGAUUUCGUCGUUUCAAUCGCUUUGUGCACAGCUGUGGCGUUCGGUGACACGUGCGAGGAAGCUAGAAGAUUCCAAAACGACCACGUUUCGUAUGGCUGUGAAUUGCCGCCCCCGACUCAAUCCCAAAAUGGACUCGCACUACUUCGGCAACGCGAUUCAGAGUAUUCCGACUUACUCUCCGGCCGGCGAACUGCUCUCUCAGGACCUCCACUGGAGCGCCGAUCUUCUCCACAAGAACGUGGUGGCGCACGACGACGCUACCGUGCGCCGGGGUGUUGAGGAUUGGGAGAAGCAGCCGAGGUUGUUCCCGCUGGGGAACUUCGACGGCGCGUCGAUCACCAUGGGGAGCUCGCCGAGGUUCCCGAUGUACAACAACGAUUUCGGGUGGGGCCGACCUCUGGCUGUUCGGAGCGGUAGGGCCAACAAGUUCGACGGCAAGAUCUCGGCGUUUCCCGGCAGAGAAGGUAACGGAAGCGUCGAUCUGGAGGUUGUUCUGGCACCGGAGACGAUGACCGGACUCGAAAACGAUCCGGAGUUCAUGCAGUACGUUUCGGCACCUGAGUAAAAACUAAAAUAAAAAAAAAUAAAAAAAAUAAAAAAGAAGUUAAACGGAAAAAAAAUGGAGAAAUUGUCGGUGACGGCGACGGUGACGGUGACGGUGACCGAGACGGUUACAGGAGGAAGUUAUAGUGUACGGGUCAAGAAGUUUGGGAGGGUCCGUUUGGACUGUGGAGUACGCCGCUAGAUUAUUGUGGGGGGCCUGAUUUGGACGGCUUUAAACAGCGAAAGUUUUGGCCGUUUUCAAUUUGGAAAAGUAGUAGUUUGUGUAAUAUGGCUUUUGUAUAUUAUUACAUUUUACAGUCUUCAGUUUCCACGUGACUAAAUUCGAAGAUAUAUUAUUCAUAAAAAAAAAAAAAAAAAGCUUGGCUGAAAUUUACUUGACCUUUUUAUAUCUGUAUGCAUAUCGCACUAAUAUGCUUUGGGUUCAAUUUUCUAAAAAAAGCCAUUAUGCUUUUUCUCUCCAA